Molecule: messenger RNA, 603 nt
Organism: Hirsutella rhossiliensis
Lineage: Eukaryota; Fungi; Ascomycota; Sordariomycetes; Hypocreales; Ophiocordycipitaceae
Exons: 1
Coding region: 1-603 (200 amino acids)
Source: RefSeq, a predicted model, not a curated record
AUGGCUCGAAAAUGGUAUCCUGUACACAAGGUCAAAUACAACAUUGCCCUUCCUGACCCCGAUAUGCCUCCCGGCCGCCUUCACCACGCCAUCCUCGUCCAAACCAAGAAGAACGGGUCCGGUACCCUCUACCAUGUUAUCGGCGAUAUCACUUCGAGAGGCGGAAUGACUUACGAGAGCAAGAAGACGGAAAAUCCGGCGGGCUCGCGGUCUUUCCACUCCCAGGAAUUACUGGGUUACACCCACUCCGACGCCCACCCGGGACAGUGGAAUUCGGUCCUCAGCUUGCUGCCCACUCCACCCCAACAGAAGGUCUCAAACCCCAAGAAGCAUGGCCGGGUCGAGCCCUUCAAGGAGAAAAUCGGCGAGUACCAAUACGUCUUCUACGAACCUGGGGAGGACCGCCAACCUCUUUGGAAGUGCACCGAGUGGGUUGAGUGGUAUGCCAUUCCGGCCCUGUGGGAGAACGGUCUCAUUCAGGACCAGAUCCCCUCCACUGAGGGUCAGUCAUCGUCAUCGGAAUGGGUUUGGGACGAAGGGGUGGGACUUUACAGAUACUGGGACGAGACGGCUAAUGUCUGGGUAUGGCAAGAGCGGGAGUGA